This is a messenger RNA of Astyanax mexicanus (Mexican tetra), 1521 nucleotides long. RefSeq names its product actin related protein 6 (gene actr6). Bases 162 to 1352 code for a protein of 396 amino acids. The transcript is spliced from 11 exons. Gene Ontology annotation, molecular function: nucleosome binding. Gene Ontology annotation, cellular component: Swr1 complex. NCBI's taxonomy places the organism in Eukaryota, Metazoa, Chordata, Actinopteri, Characiformes, Acestrorhamphidae. The record is from RefSeq and is a predicted model, not a curated record.
AUGUUGGACUGGAGAAGAACAAGAGCUGAAUACAGUUAAACUGCGUAAAGGCGCAGAAGCGCAGUCUCAGUUCCCACUGCAGAGAAUGGAGUUUAUUUAAGGAGUUUAAUUCCAUUAAAACACGCCUUGAAUACUUUAACCCUGAAUAACAGCUGCUGAAAAUGACAACCCUCGUCCUGGAUAACGGAGCUUACACAGCUAAGAUCGGAUACAGCCAUGAGAAAGUCAGUGUUCUUCCUAAUUGCCAAUUUCGCUCCAAAACUCUGAGGCUAAAAACCUACACUGCCAAUCAGCUGGAUGAAAUCAAGGAUCCAUCUGGCCUCUUCUAUAUUCUACCAUUUCAGAAGGGUUAUCUUGUUAACUGGGAUGUGCAGCGUAAAGUGUGGGAUCAUCUGUUCGGAAAAGAAAUGUUUAAGGUUGAUUUUGCUGACACCAGCAUAGUGAUAACAGAGCCCUACUUCAACUUCACCUCAAUUCAAGAGUCAAUGAAUGAGAUUUUGUUUGAAGAGUACCAGUUUCAAGCAGCAUUAAGAAUCAAUGCUGGAUCUCUGAGUGGCCACAGAUACUUCCAAGAGAACAAUUCAGAGUUGUGCUGCAUUGUGGUGGAUAGUGGCUUUUCCUUCACACACAUCAUCCCUUACUGUAGAGGAAGGAAGAUGAAGGAUGGCAUUUGCAGGAUCAAUGUAGGUGGAAAACUUCUCACCAACCACUUGAAAGAGAUAAUUUCUUACAGGCAGCUUCACGUAAUGGAUGAGACACAUGUGAUUAACCAAGUAAAGGAGGAUGUGUGCUAUGUAUCUCAGGACUUCUACAAAGACAUGGAGAUCGCUCAGCUAAAAGGAGAAGAAAACAUGGUGAUGAAGGACUAUGUACUACCAGAUUUCAGUUCCAUCAAAAAGGGCUUCUGUAAGCCUCGAGAGGAAAUGAAUUUCACAGGAAAGUAUAAGACAGGGGAGCAGAUCUUGAGGCUUACCAAUGAGAGAUUUGCAGUCCCAGAGAUGCUCUUCCAUCCUGCAGACAUUGGAAUCCAGGAGAUGGGCAUUCCAGAGGCUUUAGUCAACUCUAUCAACAAAAUGCCUGAAGAAAUGCAGCCCCACUUCUACAAUAAUAUUGUCUUGACAGGUGGUAACACCUUAUUCCCUGGCUUUAGAGACCGGGUAUACAAGGAAGUCCGUGCCCUCGCUCCUACAGAAUUUGAGGUUUCUGUAGUACAGCCACAGAAUCCAAUCUGCUAUGCAUGGGAGGGAGGAAAGCUUUUAGCAGAAAAUCCAGACUUUGAAGAGAUGGUUGUCACACGAGACGAUUAUGAAGAGAAUGGACAUUUUAUAUGCGAGGAAAAGUUUGACAUUUGACCUUCAAAUAACUGCAGUAAUAUUACUCUGUUUAAUGUUUCUUCUGACAUCUUUUGUGGCAGAAAUUAUGGUGUACUGCAACUAUGAAUCUGAUAGUUGUUAAAUUUGUAAGGUGUUUUGUAUUGUGCUCAAUGCCUAAAAUAUGUGAGGAAAUAAAUAUGUUUUCAUA